This is a messenger RNA of Aspergillus heteromorphus CBS 117.55, 2453 nucleotides long. RefSeq names its product M3 family metallopeptidase. Bases 359 to 2407 code for a protein of 682 amino acids. Gene Ontology annotation, biological process: peptide metabolic process; proteolysis. The record is from RefSeq and is a predicted model, not a curated record. The transcript has 4 exons. NCBI's taxonomy places the organism in Eukaryota, Fungi, Ascomycota, Eurotiomycetes, Eurotiales, Aspergillaceae. Gene Ontology annotation, cellular component: mitochondrial intermembrane space. Gene Ontology annotation, molecular function: metalloendopeptidase activity.
CAGGGAUCGAAUCCUUGGGAUCCACCCCAGGCACUAAAACCCGCGGUGGUGGCUGGAUUCAUAACAGUGCGGCCGUUGGCUGGCUCGAGGAUCGAGGGCUAUCAUGCUUUGGGAACGGUCGACCCGCUCGAGGCAGGACGACGGCUCUCGUUGGCAGUUGGGCCCUUUUCCUUGCCCCUGGCCACCCAGGUGACCAUCCCCUGGUGCCUGGAUAUGAUCAUGUGCUGGCUCCUGUUCCUGAUGUCUGUCGUGUGAUCUCCCCUCAGUGUUGCAGGCGGGUAUAUCAUAAGUGCGGUGUCUCAGCCGGGUCGAUCCAGACACGACAGGUUUGUAUCACGUACAUAUCUAGCCCAGCACCAUGGCCCUCCCGGAACAUGGUGAUCUCCCUACAUUUGAUAUCACCCCCGCUGACUUGCGAGACCAGACCAAUCGUCUGGUCCACCAAGUUCAGUCGGCGGUUGAUACGCUAGUGGAGACGGUCGCACCGGGCAGUGCCACCGUUGCCAACACAGUGCGUCCUCUGGGCGAUCUGGACAACGCGUUCAAGUACGAGGUGCAGUAUAUCGCGCUGUUCCAGUCGGUGGCCCCGUCGCCCGACCUCCGGCAAGCCGCCUCGGACGCCAUCAACCUGCUGAACCAGACCUAUCUGGCGCUGUUCCAGAAUGAAGCCCUCUUUGCUCUGGUGGAUGUGGCCUAUCGCCUGGUCGAGGAUGAGGAUGCCACGGACGAGUCCACGCGUCUGUUGGCCCGAUUCCAUCGGAUGUUCGUGGACAAUGGCCUCCAGCUGUCUGGGGCGGACCGCGACCGCUUCACCUGGAUUGCAAAGCGGUUGCUCGAGAUCCGAGUCGAGUUCAUGGACAAUCUGGCUACUGACCCGGGCAGCUUGUGGGUAGACCAGGAGGCGUUGCAAGGCCUCCCCGACCGCAAGCUGCAGAGCCUGGCCCUCGACGAUCAGGGCGCGCGAGGCGUCCGUCUCGACCGGCCCAGCGUCAAUGCGGUUCUGACCAAAUGCCGCGUAGCCUCGACGCGACGAGACGUCUUCCUGGCGGGCCAGUCCAUUUACCCCGAAAAUGCCAGACUGUUCGAAGAGGCCGUCCGGCUGCGGAGUGAAUCGGCGCAUCUGCUGGGGUUUCCCUCCUACGCGGUGCAGCAACUGCGUCACCAGUUGGUGAAGUCCCCUGAAGCCGUCCACGAGCUGCUGGACGACUUCACAGCCAAACUUCGUCCGGUCGCGUCGCAGGAGGUCCAGGCCUUGGAGCAGAUAGACGGCCUCGAAGACCCGUUACACCUCUGGGACUUCGACUAUUACCACCACCGCAUGCUGCAGGAGGAGUAUAAGGUCGACCAUGACCGCAUUUCCGAGUACUUCCCGGCUGAGCACACACUCCGGCGCAUGUUCGACACCUUCGAGAAGCUAUUUGGUCUGUCCAUCUUGGAGGUAACGGAGAAGGAAGAUCGACAUGUCUGGCAUCCAGAAGUCAGGGUUUUCGCCGUCCGGGACCGACACGAGGGUUCGUUCCUGGGCUUCCUGUACACCGACCUGUACCCUCGCCCCGGCAAGUACAACCACGCGGCCAACUUCAAUAUCCGCCCGGGAUUCAGAAGAAAAGACGGGCAGCAAUCCCCGGUCGCGACGGCCCUGGUGUGCAAUCUCUCGCCCGCGACGGCCGCCGAUGUGCCUGCACUGCUGCAGCACCGAGAAGUCAUUACCGUCUUCCACGAGCUCGGCCAUGCCAUUCACGACCUCCUCGGCCGUACCGGGUACGCCAUGUUCACUGGCCAUCGGACCGUGCGCGACUUUGGCGAAGCGCCCAGCCAAUUGCUCGAAUACUGGUGCUGGGUGCCCGAGUGCCUUCAACCUCUGAGCUUUCAUUAUUCCUACCUGCCUGAGUAUUCGGAUCAAUGGGCCGACUCAAGAAAACCCCCGAGGGAGAUCCCUGACGAUCUCAUCGAAGGCCUCGUCGCAGCGAAGCAAGUCAACCAGGCGAUACUGACCCUCAGGCAGGUUGCCUUCAGCAAAUUCGACAUGCAAAUCCACACGCGCAGCUUCCACUCAGAACCCAACACACUCUCCCCAAUCGCAGAGAUAUACAACUCUCACCUCCAAGAAAUGACCCUCCUCCGCGGCGCGGAGGGGUUAGAUUGGGGCCACGGCCACGCCACCACGCUGCAUUACAUGUGGGGGCAGGACGCCAACUAUUUCUCGUAUCUGUAUACCCGUGUCCUGGCGGCUGACAUCUGGGCCUCCCAUUUCCGGGACGACCCUAUGAGCGAGACGGCCGCACUGCGCUAUCGACGCAUGGUUCUGGAGAAGGGCGGCAGCGUGGAUGAGGCUGGAAUGCUUCGCGAUUUCCUGGGACGGGUCCCGCGAGCGGAUGCGUAUUUUCGCGAUUUUGGGAUUGUUUGAUGAGUUGGUCGAUGAGAGGGCUCGGGGGAGAGAAUUUUGUGGAGAG